UAUCAAAGAACUAUUAAACACAUAUAAUAGACAUGGUCAGACAGAUUCUUCUUGUGUUGUCCGUGGUCGGCGCCACCCUCGCCGCUGACCCCACCCCCUGUUGCGUCCAUCAUCAAUUCACGGCUGAUUUGCUGGAAGUUGGAGGAAAAAUAGACCCCAAGACAGGAGCACCUGAACCAAUCACUAUUCAGUCCAAGCUAUACUAUGAUUAUGACGCCAAAAAACAGCGAGUGGACAGAGUGGUUGAGAAUGAUGACGGAACAACAUACAACCUAACAGUUUACGUCGACUAUAAAGAGCAACUGGCACGCUCACUUGUCUCAGGAACAUGUUAUGUAACUCACCUCCACAAUCAACCGAUGCAAGAACCCUGUGUACCUGCGACAUCUUCAUUCGUGGAGUCCCGUAUUCUGGGACCGGCUAGUAAUGGCAUCAGGGUUAAUUCAUUCGUCGCCGACCUUACAAAGGCCGCCAACACCACCAUGAAGAUCUCUGUCACAGAAGACGACUGUACCCCUAUCUCGGCGUCAUCAUAUGGCGUCAUUGAGGGAGCUAUUGAGGAAAUCACAUAUUUCUUCACAAAUCUAGAUUACAGUUUACCUCAUCACGUGUUCCACAUUCCCGCUGCCUGUCACGGCGUUCACGUAAGUUUACCACGUCACGUGUCCCACCUUUCUUCCGUCGAUGUAAUAAUUAUGGGAUCUGCCUCAUCCAAACGAAUACAUCCCUCCCACACGGGUUUGAAUGGGGAUUGCCCAAGGGCUGAGUUGGAGGAUAAGUUUGCCAAUGUAGAUGAUCAUGCGAGAAAGGCGCCUAAAACGUUGAUGAUGUCAGAUAAUGACCUCGCUGCCUAUCUAUGUGAAGGGACAAGUGAUGACGUAAACAAAAUACGGGCAUUUUAUAUGUGGAUUGUCACCAACAAAGCUCAGUUACAAGCGCUUUCAAAAGAUGAGAAAACACAGCACGAGGUUCUAACAAAGAGGUUCGAUUCACUCACUAGGAUUGCUGAUAUAGAGUCAAAAAUAGUCAAGGGUCUCUACAAAGCUCCCACGGAUCAGCUUAACGCAAAUACUAAUAUCCACGGAGACCACAGCUGGAACGUCGUCAAUUUGGCGGGAAAAUGGCACGUGGUUGACUGUCAGUGUGGCUCCAGUGAUAUUCUCUUAGAAUCAUUUUAUUUCCUACCUGAUCCACAGCAAUUCAUCAGCAAUCAUUUUCCACUUGAUAUCGACCGGUCUUGGCAGUUAUUAACAGAGCCUAUUUCACUUGAGGAUUUCAACCAAGCACCUGUUGUAUCCGAGACUGCUAUAGCGCGUGGUGUUCGAGUAGUGUUUCCAAAAACCCGAAUCGUAAACGUUCGCCAUUCUUUUCAUGUUUCUGUGGAUGACACACAAGCCGUGUUAUCAGAUUUUGCCGCUGUCUUAAGUUCAGAAGAUGGUCUCGCACAUAAUGAAUUCGUUCUCAUCUCUAGAUGUGGAUCCCACUCUUAUUUUGUGAACAUCAGACCCCCGUUUGUCGGUAACUUCCGCCUGACAAUUCUCGGUAAACUUUCAAGCACAAGAAUGGAAGCAAUCACCGAGUUCCUUGUCACGUGUUCCUCCGUAAAGAAGCACCUGCGUAAAUUUCCAAAGGAAUACCAAACAUGGGGAAUCGAACCCAGAUUUCCAGAAUUCACUGGCGAAAUGUGUACCAUUCCACCGGCCUUACAGGAAGUGAAAGAUGGGAGUUUGGAUUUGUCUAUAUCCACAAGGACAAUGCUUGAUGUGUACGCCUCCCUGAGAUGGCUGGAGGAUGGGAGGAACUUUGAUGACUACAUGGGAACAGACAGCAGUCUCUCUGAGAUCAAGCUCAAGUCACUUCUGCCAAAGAAAGGAUUUUACCGUGUUUGCUUAUACCUUCGAAGAGGAGAUGUUUUGUAUCCAGUGCUCUACCUACUUUUGGAAAACAAAAAAGGAGUACAGUCGACACCUCCCCAUCUCAGUGAAAUCAAUAAAGAUAUUCUUAUUUAGAUGUUCCUCCAGAUUAAAAAAAUUUUAAGAUACCUCGUCAUUGGAUAUAUCGAAACUGAUACGGUGGCCGAUAUUGACUGUAUUCGUUUUUGGACAUUCU
Messenger RNA from Saccostrea echinata, 2109 nucleotides. Its product is annotated as kyphoscoliosis peptidase-like. The transcript is spliced from 9 exons. Bases 33 to 2009 code for a protein of 658 amino acids. Gene Ontology annotation, cellular component: extracellular region. NCBI's taxonomy places the organism in Eukaryota, Metazoa, Mollusca, Bivalvia, Ostreida, Ostreidae. The record is from RefSeq and is a predicted model, not a curated record. Gene Ontology annotation, biological process: cell-matrix adhesion. Gene Ontology annotation, molecular function: calcium ion binding.